Messenger RNA from Hemicordylus capensis (graceful crag lizard), 8252 nucleotides. RefSeq names its product nuclear factor of activated T cells 3 (gene NFATC3). Gene Ontology annotation, cellular component: transcription regulator complex. NCBI's taxonomy places the organism in Eukaryota, Metazoa, Chordata, Lepidosauria, Squamata, Cordylidae. The transcript is spliced from 10 exons. Gene Ontology annotation, biological process: regulation of transcription by RNA polymerase II; calcineurin-NFAT signaling cascade; cytokine production. The record is from RefSeq and is a predicted model, not a curated record. Bases 302 to 3640 code for a protein of 1112 amino acids. Gene Ontology annotation, molecular function: DNA-binding transcription factor activity, RNA polymerase II-specific; transcription factor binding; RNA polymerase II cis-regulatory region sequence-specific DNA binding.
CCUCCCCGCCCCCCGCGGCAGCACUUGUGAGUGACAGACCAACUCUGAGGGAGCUGACUGAGAGGGGUCGAGCCGCCGCCGCCUCCGUCUCCGAAGCCGCCUUUUUGGUUCGCCCCCUUGGCCGCGGCUCCCUGCUCGCCCUCCUCCUUCCCCGGCGCUAUGAGGCGGCCCUGAGGGGGGAGCGGAGCCCGCCGCCCGCCUUUCUUCUCCCCCACCCCCCGCCAUCCCCUCUGCCCCGUCUCUCCGCUCGCCUCAGCCCAGCCCAGCGGCGUCGUCGGGGCUCCUCAGCCGCCCCCCCUCCAUGACGGCGGCAAGCUGUGGCAGCGGCGCCCACGACGAGUUCGACUUCAGGCUCAUCUUCGGGGAGGACGCCCAGCCCGGCCCGGGCCCGCCGACGGCGACGCCACUGCCACCGCCGCUUGGGCCUGGCCCUGUGGCGGCGGCGGCGGCAGGAGAUCUUGAACCUGAUGAAUGUGCAUCGGUGUGUAUCUUCAGUGUAGACCACUCAUCAUCUGUAAAUCAUCCUAUUUGUAUCCCAUGUCAUGGAUUUCAGACACACCCUUCUCCCUUGUCUUCACCUUCCAGACUGCAGGGUCACAAAAGCUAUGAAGGAACAUGUGAAGUACCAGAAUCCAAAUACAGCUCUUUAGGUGGUCCUAAGCCAUUUGAGUGUCCUAGUAUUCAAAUUACGUCUAUUUCUCCCAAUUGUCAUCAAGGGAUAGAAGCCAAUGAAAAUGAAUUGCACACAAAUGGCCCUCAGAAUGAAUAUAUGGAAAGGCCUUCAAGGGACCACUUGUAUCUUCCUCUUGAGCCAUCUUACAGGGAAUCCUCCCUUAGUCCAAGUCCUGCUAGCAGCAUUUCUUCUCGGAGCUGGUUCUCGGAUGCCUCCUCUUGUGAGUCAAUCUCUCAUAUUUAUGAUGAUGUGGAUUCGGAGCUGAAUGAUGCUGCUGCUCGAUUUACCCUAGGGUCACCUUUAGCAUCUCCUGGAGGUUCUCCAAGAGGCUGUCCAGUGGAUGAGCCUUGGCAAGCAUCUUAUGGAUUUGGUCAUAACUUGUCACCUAGGCAAUCUCCUUGUCACUCUCCUAGGACUAGUAUCACAGAUGAAAACUGGCUUAGCCCCAGACCAACUUCAAGACCCUCAUCAAGACCGACAUCACCAUGUGGGAAACGGCGACAUUCGAGUGCUGAGAUCUGUUACAUUGGUUCACUGUCUCCUCACCAUUCUCCAACCCCAUCACCCGGACACUCACCUAGGGGAAGUAUAACGGAAGACACCUGGCUAAAUUCUUCUCUCCAUAGUCUGACUCCUGGCCUUUCACCAUUUCAGUGUUGUGCAGAUACUGACAUUCCUCUUAAAACAAGAAAGACCUCAGAGGAUCAAACUGCCAUUAUAUCAGGAAAAAUAGAGCUUUGUUCUGAAGAACAGCGUAGCUUAUCACCAUCACUUGAAACUGCAAUAGAUGAUAGCUCUGGAACCCAGCAUUCAUUAAAAAAAGACUCGCCUGGUGACCAAUUUCUUUCUGUUCCAUCACACUUUACCUGGAACAAACCAAAGCCUGGCCACACUCCUAUAUUUCGCACAUCUUCGUUGCCUCCCCUAGACUGGCCUUUGCCUGCUCAAUAUGGACAGUGUGAACUGAAGAUAGAAGUACAACCAAAAACUCAUCAUCGAGCACAUUAUGAAACUGAAGGCAGUAGAGGAGCGGUAAAAGCAUCUACUGGUGGGCACCCUGUAGUGAAGCUCCUGGGUUACAGUGAAAAGCCAGUAAACCUACAGAUGUUCAUUGGGACAGCAGAUGACCGUUACUUACGACCACAUGCCUUCUACCAGGUGCACAGAAUCACAGGGAAAACAGUUGCUACUGCGAGUCAAGAAAUAAUUAUUACUAGCACAAAGGUCUUGGAAAUUCCACUUCUUCCUGAAAACAAUAUGUCAGCCAGUAUCGACUGUGCAGGUAUUCUGAAACUCCGCAAUUCAGAUAUAGAGCUUCGUAAAGGGGAGACGGAUAUUGGAAGGAAAAAUACGAGAGUGCGACUUGUGUUUCGAGUACACAUCCCACAGCCUAGUGGAAAAGUCUUGUCCCUUCAAGUUGCUUCAAUACCUGUUGAAUGCUCUCAGAGAUCAGCUCAAGAACUUCCUCAGAUAGAGAAAUACAGCGUCAACAAUUGCUUGGUUAAUGGAGGCCAUGAAAUGGUGGUGACUGGAUCCAACUUCCUUCCAGAAUCAAAAAUAAUAUUUCUUGAAAAAGGGCAAGAUGGACGGCCUCAGUGGGAAGUAGAAGGAAAAAUAAUUAGGGAAAGGAGUCAAGAGACUACAAUUGUUCUUGAAGUUCCUCCGUACCACAACAAAACAAUUACAGCUGCUGUCCAGGUGCAGUUUUACGUUUGCAAUGGCAAGAGGAAAAAAAGCCAGUCUCAGCGUUUUACUUACACUCCAGUUGUAUUGAAACAAGAGAACAGAGAUGAAAUGGAUUUGUCUUCAGUUCCAUCACUCUCCCUGACUCAUUGUACGGGCAUUAAAGGACUCUCUUCUCUCCAAACUCAGCUGCCUUCACCAGAUCCAGGGCUCUCACAUGAUAGUUUACUUUCUGCAUCACCCAGGAGCCUUGUAUGCCCAGUGCAGCAAACCUAUACGUCCAUGGUGUCCUCAGCAGUAUCCCAGUUGUCACACAUCCAAGGUAGAAACAUUAGUCCGGGUGAAGAGCAUCCUGGGUUGACUCCAGCUGUAGUCCACCAGUCUUUUCAGGUAACAUCAGCACCUUCUGUGAGGCCUUCCUAUCAGCCUAUGCAAUCUAACGUUAUGUAUAAUGAACAGUCUGGUCUUCCCAUGAACUCCGCCUCCUCCAGUCAAGGGUAUGAUGCAAUUUCAUUUCAGCAAGAUGCAGCUGUACCUCCCCUGAUGAAUCUUAGCUGCCAACCUCUGCCACCGAUGCCAUAUCAUUCUUCAAAUCCAGGUUCAGUGUCAACUUCAGCUGGAGCAGGGCACUCUUCAGCACACUCAGCUCAGCCAAGACAAUCGUCGCCUCAUCUACAGUCGAUGGGAUACCAUUGUCCAAAUCCUCGGCAGAGUUCUGCAAUGGCUCAGUCGCUUGGGCACUCUUCCACUCAGCUACAGCAAGUCACUUACCACUCUUCAAAUCCGGGUAAUACUUCAUCACCAUCCCCCAAACCUUCCCAUUCUCUGGUACAUUCGCCCCGAUCUGGGCCGCCGUCUCCUCAGUUGCAGCCUAUGCCUUACCAGACUCCUAGCUCAGGACCUGCCUCAUCUCCUCCUCCUCCUCCUCCUCCUCCUCCACCUCCUCCAACUGCUGUUGGUCACUCUGGACAACAGUCCCCUCAAGCACAUAGUCCAGGUUUGGGAGGAAUUGCUGCAGCUUCAUCUUUGAUUCAUCAUAGUGUUUGUGACGUGGCUCCAUUUUCACCAGAGGGGGCAGCUGUUAGCAUUAAGCCUGAUCCUGAAGAUCAAGAGUUGCAUUUUCAGACAAUAGGGCUGCAAGACAUCACCUUAGAUGACGUGAAUGAGAUCAUAGGAAGAGACAUGUCACAGAUAUCCGUGUCUCAUGGAGCUGGGGUGACCAUCCAUUCUCCACAAACAUGUUCUGCAUCUCUGGAGGCAGGAAUAUCGGAUGGAGUGCAGUAGCAACCGAGCUUGUGUGACUAAGCGAUACAGAAAACUCCGCACUUUUCCUCUUAAGAAUGCUUCAUCCCCUCCUUAGAUUUACUGUGCUUCCAACUUUGUGGCCUUGAUGAUCUGGAACAGUGGAUCCUUGCAUAGCUGUUCUUGUGGCGGGUGUGUAGGGUGGGGGGUGGGGGCAUAACAGAGACCUAGAGCAGUCUAAUUCUAGCUUCCAAGGAUGCUGUAAAAAUUAUUGGUAAAAAUGGACACAAAGAAGCAACACAGGAUACUUUAACCUUGGAAAGGAAUACCAAUGAGCUUUGCUUGUUUUGUGCAUUUAAUAGAAUACUUUUAUAUUAAGUGUUUAAUGUAUGAAGAAAUAUAGUUUUUGCUCUCAAUAUGCACAGUACCGAAUGUGGGGGAUUUUUUUAAAUACACAUCUUCGUAUGCUGCUUUUCCUUAGGAGAAAUAUUAGGAUUGUAAUAUGAAUUUGUAUACCUUUUUGGGGGGUCAUUUUGAAGAGCCUUUAAGCUUAUAUUGUUUAAAAGAAAACCAUUUUUAUAGCAAAAUCUUCCAGAGGCACAUAAGUACCUGUCAUCUUAAGCCAAUGCCUUGGAAGUCUUCUGUAUAAAAGAUGAUUAGCAUUUUCUUUGGAUUUAUAGGAAGCAAAGCCAAAUGUAGGUCUGUGUUCUUUAUACAUUGAAAAUCUUUGGUAGGCUGCAAAGAGACCAUUCCAUCAUGGAAAUAUUGGGAUAGAAAUGACAUUCCAAAAUAUAACUUUUAUAACUUUAUAGAUCCUUUUGCUAGCACAGACCCCCUCCUAAUUGAAACCACUUUACUUGUUCAGAACAAUUUAUAGAAAUGCUCAUUUUUUAAGGGAAGAGUUAAGUUUCUUAGAUGUAUAAUCCCCAAUUUUAAAGCCAUGUUCUGUAAGGAAACUCUCUGGUCAAAAUAGUUUUUUAAGCAAAAAUUAUCUCUAUUGUCUUGAAAUCCCUCAGGCUGGGCUUUUCACUCAGUCCGUGGCUCUCUGUUAAAUGAAUUGAAUGACUUGUAUAUCUUUUCACUCAAGCCUGCAACUUCAAAAUGUUUUCUUCAUGGCAUGGUGGCAUUUUAUUGUUUAUGGAAGUUCAUCUUCUUAGAAGUCAGAUUAAUUGCUGUAUGUCAUAAAGGGAGUGUAGCAGAUUUUGAUGAAUGAGUGAAACACAUUUUGGGGGAUGUGCUGGGCCCUCAUGCUGUACAAGAUGAGGCUUAUUGUAGCUGUCAGCAGUGAUCAAGGAUAUUAUCUGCGAUAAACUUCUUUUGCAAGCACCCAGUGGGAUUAAGUGAGCUUGUGCCCUUGUGCAACUUCUGUUGCGCUUUCAGCAACCUACACCAUCAAAUAAUGUUUACACUACAUCUCUUGAGAUCUGAGACCUCUGAAUAAGAAAAAAAAUAAUCUAGAGGAGCUGAAACUGCCUAGUAAUGCCACUGUGUAUUAGUAUAUCGUACAACCAUGUAACUUAUUUGGGCCUGUCUGCUCUGGAACAUGCAGGGAGUAUAUAUGCAAUCCAAACACUUAAAAGAUCUGAAUUCCCACUAGAUAGACUUAACACAGGUGACCCUUGUUACCCGCGGUCUCGACACACGCGGUUUCAUGUAUCCGUGGUUGGGUCAUGGGGCCAGUUUCUUUAUUCAUGUGAUAAAAAUGGGGUUAUUUUUGCCUAUUGGCUGUUCUUGAGCAGCAGGAAAUGACUUCUGAAGUCAUUUCCUGCCGCCAUUUUGUGGCUCUUUUCUGCAAAAUAAAACCCCCACAAAUGCUUAAAGGAACAACAGUGGGAGGAUUUGGAAGUUUGGGGGGCACUGCUGGAGAGCAAGGUACUGUGUAUAUCUCUGUGGCCCCCCCCCCCCCGUGCUUUUUCUUGUGAUUUCCAGCACACUUCAGUAUGCUUAGGAACCUAACCCCCCAAUCCCCAUAGGGUUAAGGUUUCUUUAUCUGUGGAAAUUGGCAGGGACAGAACCUUCGUGAAUAACGAGGGCCACCUGUAUCUGCAUUUCUCUUGCUCUGUGUAUAGCUACUGUUUUCUGGUGAAACUGAAAAUCAAGCCUAUUCAGAUUUGGCUAACUAAACAGAAUGCGAGACUCUGCACUGGGAAAAUGGUGUUAGGAUUUUUCAAAGCCCCGAGUUGAAGAUGAAACUGACUUCCUCUGUUUUUAGUUGAUUUACAUUACAACAUAAGUCUUAAUUGUUUCUGAAGUUUCCCCCCCUAUAAAAAGGGGGCAGCAACAAAACCAACUCUUACUCUCAUGGUAUCAUCACCAACUUGCUUGCCGCUGCCAGACUGAGCAGACAAGACUGAGCUAGAUGGACCAAAGGUCUGACUUGGUAGAAGGCAGCUUCCUCUGUUCCUCCAGCUGACAGGGAUUAAACUGUUGUCCUGGAAACCUGAGUCGGGACUUUCCUCUCCCCUUGCCUGCUCCAAGUCCCCUGCUUCUCAUGUACCAAGGCAGUAGUGGCCCAACAACCAUUGUCUGCAAAUCAGAUUUGUUGCUUGAGAGCAAGUUGCCUUUUAAUUAAGUAGGUUCAGCUGUCUUUGCUCAUCUUCAGGGAAAACCUGCCCCCAUAGACAGUUUAGGAUUAUGGUGCAAUUUGGAUUAAAGUCAAAACAGAGAUGCAUUUUUGUUAGCGUGCAAGGGAAGGAAACGAAGCUGCCUUCACACGAAAUGCCACCGUGACUGUUGUAGUUUGGUGAACUUGUUGGUGGAGCCACUUUGAAUUAGCACCCAAGCUAUGUAGCAUUCUCAUUCAUUCUGUGAUAGUCCUCCAUUGCCGUGUACAAAUACUAGAAAACAACGGACUUAAAAGGUAGCCCUGCUUUCUUGAAGAAGGCAGUCCCUCUGUGGUGCUUCUUUGCAAGUAAAUCUGUCUUCUCUUCAGUGGCUGUAAGCCGUUUUAGAAGUAGCUGCAGUUACAGCUAGCUGCUACCCUUCACUAAGAGCAUAAGCUGUUUAUAGUUUGGCUGUAUUCCGGGUUUCCAUCUGACAGGCCUGCAGUAACCAAGGGUUGCAGGGAGGUUUGAGUUCUUUGUACUCAAGUUUCAUGCUCCUUGGUGGUGGGUGGUACAGUCUCUUUCCCCGCCUGCUUAGGUGGUUUAAAUUUAUAGUGUACCUGUAAUGUGGGAACCCAAACAAUCCCAAGUUGCUAUGCACUAAGUGAGCAAUCCAUCCAGCCCUGCAGCACCCAGCCUCUCUCCAGUCCAGCCAGGUUUGCCGAGGAGACCCUUGUAAACUCACUGGAACGUGGAGAUUUUGCAGCAGCCGUCUUGGUGGAUUGUUCCCGAAACCUUCUGAUGCCUUUAAACCUUGAUGCCUGUAGAUGUAGAAAUGCUUUCCUAUUUAAAGCAAGACUAUAGAUUUUUUGGGGGUACUAUAAAUUGUAUUUGCCUUGUAAAAGCUUCAGUACAAGGGUCUUAAAAAAAAUUUUUUUUUUUUUGCUUGUGUGAUGCUAUAGAUAUCUGUUAAUCUCUAGUGUAAUAUAGUGGAAAUAAAAGCACAUGCUCUCCAUUGGACUAUGCAAACUACAGUUUUCAACAGCAGCCUGUGACUGGCACUUUGGCGUCUACUUCGCUAGUCUCUUUGGCCUCCAAAUCAACAAUUGCUUUCCUUGCUGGCCUCCAGAUUUUUAAAUAUUAUGGAAAGCAUUAAUGAAGUCACUCUCUUACAGAAAGAGUGGAGGUUUUGUACAUCAAAUAAGGGGAUAUUGAGUGGCCCAUUUGACAUGGGUACUAAAAGUAGUUUUGGUUUUACCAAAGUUUGUCCACAAUCUGGCAACCAUGAUGAUAAACUCUUGAUUAUAGAGAUGGAACUGCCAUCCUUUAUAAACCAAAGAUUAAAGGAGGAGGGGGAAGAAAAAGACAAGCUUUGUUUAAAUGCAAACAGAGCUUUGAAAACUCUAUUUUUGAUACACAGAAUGAAUGUCAUUCCUUGAGGUUUGGAGAUUGUUCAAAUUGAAGUUUUAUAUUUAACAAUGUGGGACAAUGAUUUAAGACUAAAGGUUACAUUCUAGAUGUUUACAGAGCCUUGUAUUGUACUUUCACGUACAUUUUGUGUAUUAAACCUUUUGUAACUUAUGAUUGCAGUGCUAUAUGCAGAAAUACAAAGGGAAGAACUUGCGUUUUAGGCUCUUGAAUCAUAGUGUUGAAAUAAAGGAGAAAAUUUAUACGUGUGUGUGUGUUUCUCCACUGAAGUCUAUAUUCCGUUCUGGGAGACUUCUCAUGCUUUGACAUGUUCUGUAUGAGAAAGUGGACUAUUCUCAUGUCAAUUGUGACUCCUGGAAGACUGGUCUGUGAGCCCAGAUGACCCUAAGUACUUGCAGGUGAUUCAUUCUGCAGUAGCUUCAUUGUACCACUACUCUUGCUAACUGAACAAAGAGAGAGCUUUUAAAUAGGUGGUUCUCUUCUGUUUUGUAGAGGGAGAGCAACUGGCCCUAUCCAACCCCAGCAUAGCACCCCUCCAGUGGCUGUUGUUGGUGUCUGUCUUAUGUUUCUUUUUAGCUUGUGAGCCCUUUGGGGACAGGGAACCAUCUUAUUUAUGUAUUUCUCUAUGUAAACCACUUUGAGAAUUUGGGUUGAAGAGUGGUAUAUAAAUAUUUGUCAUCGUU